Molecule: messenger RNA, 1443 nt
Organism: Acaromyces ingoldii
Lineage: Eukaryota; Fungi; Basidiomycota; Exobasidiomycetes; Exobasidiales; Cryptobasidiaceae
Exons: 1
Coding region: 1-1443 (480 amino acids)
Source: RefSeq, a predicted model, not a curated record
AUGAAAUUUGUGUGCCUCCUUUUCCUGGGAGCUGGACUGCUGCCUAGCCACACUUUUCAACAUCCACAAACAAAGGGAAAGGAAGCUUUGCCACCCGAGCAACCCAAGAAACACCUCAGACUCUUUGGCACGGACGUAUACGUUGAUCAACCACUUGAAGCCACACACAGUGGCGACAUAAUUUCUUCAGCCAGGCCCGUGAGCGAAUUCCAAUGUGAUCCGAGGACUCGGCAAGGGCUUUCGCCCGAUCAUUCCUGGAAUGGUUAUGGGGUAAGCGGCUUAGGCCAUUCACACCGCUAUCAAUCCUCGAGCACAUUGGAGGACCCGCGCCGCGAGCAAGGCACAAGCAGUUCGAUGCGUCCACCCGCCUCAGGCUCUCACGUUGCGAAACAGACGUCUUCCGUCCUUCCUGAGCAAUCUAGCUUCAUGCUUGAUGCUCGUCGGGUCGCUCCUCUACAGCCCCUGAAACAACAAAAAUCGAAGAAGAGAACUUACAAGAAGAAACGUAAGGCCGAAAUGGAGGCAGAAGGGACAUGUCAAGAUGAGAUGGAGAGAAAGGAAGCCACCCGCGAUGGUCUGAAGAUGACAAUGUUGAAUUUCGAAGAUUUGAAGCUGAAAAGGCCCAACGGUCAGGAGCUGAUUACACUAUUUAAGCAAGCGUCCUCCGGCCAAUACGGCACCGUGCGCAUCGGAGCCAACAAAAGCGUCCGACAAGGACUCUACGAAGUUCCUCUCCCCCAUCCCGAAUGGACCGAGGAGUCGAGAAAAAUCUUCAAUGAUCGUGCCCUAAGCCAACUACGCGAGCGGGUCGAAAAAGAUGGACUUGACCUGAUGAAAAUUGACAAUCAGUAUGGUAAAUGGUCCAACGGAGUCCGCCAAAAGGCUCGGGAUAUACAAAGAAAAUGGUUGAUGACAACCCAGGAAUACCGAGGCGAGGCCGGAGAGGAUCGAAAUGGAGACUUCACGGAAGGCGUCCCACCAGAACAAUCUUCUGAGAAAAUGAAGUCCAAGAGUACGGACCAGCAAGGUGCGCUCUCACUUUUGAGCAUCAUCGAGAGCGAUCGGUUCAUCCCUCCUCCUCAAAAUACUGGAGCACGCGUCUAUCGCACCAAUUCCAAAUAUGAUUUCGGCACUGUGGGCGAGAAUUUCGAGUACGAAGGGUUCUCGCAUCCUUUCGUAAACGGUGAAUCGAAGAAGGCAAGACUUGCCAAGACUCUCGAGCUCAAGAAAAAUCUUCAAAGGUGCAAUAACUUCAAUCCAAAGAAGUUCGAUCGGUUCAUGAAAUACCUGCAUAAUGCAAGAAGGGCUGAGCGAAGAACUGAAGGAGCUGUCGAAAAGAAGCCGGCCCAAGAAAAGCGGUCCAAGGAGAAAAAGGUAAAGUCGAAGAAGGCGGAGUCGAAAGAGGCGAAGUCGCGGUCGAUAUUUGACGACAACGCCUCGUGA